Messenger RNA from Neltuma alba, 1062 nucleotides. RefSeq names its product axial regulator YABBY 3-like. The transcript has 7 exons. Gene Ontology annotation, biological process: regulation of shoot apical meristem development; polarity specification of adaxial/abaxial axis; multicellular organism development. The record is from RefSeq and is a predicted model, not a curated record. The coding region runs from base 218 to 880 and encodes 220 amino acids. Gene Ontology annotation, cellular component: nucleus. Lineage: Eukaryota; Viridiplantae; Streptophyta; Magnoliopsida; Fabales; Fabaceae.
CUGAACCAACCUCAUCAUCAAAAAGAAGGGCUUUAUCUAUCAAUCUAUCUAUUUAUCUGUAUAUCCCAAGGAGGGACGGUGGGUUCAAGUUUGUUUGUGCGGGGUGGUUAAGCUGUCAAUCUAUCAAUCAAGGAGAGAGACCAAUCCAUCAAUCAUCGAAGGUUUUUUAAUUUUUAUUAUAAGAUAAAGAGGAAAAAAAAAGGAGAUACUCAAAGAGAUGUCAUCCUCUUCUACUACUGCUGCCUCUACCUUAUCUCAGCUGGACCACUUCCCUCCUUCAGACCAGCUUUGUUAUGUCCACUGCAACCUUUGUGACACUGUCCUCGCUGUGAGUGUUCCUUGCACGAGCUUGUUCAAGACAGUGACCGUGAGAUGUGGGCAUUGCACCAACCUUCUUCCAGUGAUCGUGAACAUGAGAGGACUGCUUCUGCCAUCAGCAAAUCAAUUUCACCUAUCCAACUCUUUCUUCUCUCCUCCUCCGUCGUCUCUUAACCUCCUGGAGGAGAUGCCAAACUCAUCAAAUCACUACUUCUCUGUGCCUCCUGCUCCUAGGGUUGCGGCAGCUGAAGAGCUUCCACGCCCACCCCUCGUAAAUAGACCCCCUGAGAAGAGGCAGAGAGUCCCAUCUGCCUACAAUCGCUUCAUCAAGGACGAGAUCCAACGCAUCAAGUCUGCAAAUCCUGAUAUAACCCACAGAGAAGCCUUCAGCGCAGCUGCCAAGAAUUGGGCCCACUUCCCUCACAUACACUAUGGUCUCAUGCCUGAUCAGACUGUGAAGAAGACAAAUGUGCGCCAGCAGGAAGGAGACGACGACGACGUUCGCAUGAAAAAAGAUGGCCUUUUCAUCUCUUCAGCAAAUCUUGGGGUUCCUCCCUAUUAAUCUACAACUCUACUAUCUGAUGGUGAAGCUCAUGAUCUAUCUGAUGUGGAUAACCAAUGACUAUGAUACUAUAUAUCGUUAGUGCUUAUGGAAUGUGCAUGUAGCUAGCUUGGUAAUUAUUAGCAGAGAACUAUCUUUGUCCCUGAAUUUUCCCAGCUAAUUAACUAUUCAGUUCAUGAUUA